UAUUUUCGAUUUCUGUAAGAAUUAAAGUUUUGCCUUGUUUGGAAAAAUUUUUUUGUCUUAAAAAUUUGUGGUCUAUUUAGUUAAACUUUUGUGAAAAUUCUUGGUCCAUUUAGUUUCAGUUUGGUGAAAACUCGGCAUGAGAACAAACUCUCAACAAAGAUGAAGAGAUCCAAAAAGUCAGUUGCCAAAACCAAUCAUUCAAAAAAAAUAACAGUUGAAGACAAAGAGAAGAACAUACGUAAUUACAUGAACAUACAACGUAACUCACAGCACGCAUUCUCUUUCUUAACUGCCAAAAGUAAACCGUCUAAGACUGCUGCAAUUGAUGCUUCCGAAUGGAUUAUAUGUAAGCGUGCAAAAGAUGCCCCUAGGUGCAAUAAUCUAGCACAUUCCUUGACUGCCUCGGCUAGGAAUCUAAGUCACAGUUUCAUCACAAAGCAGAAAGCGAAUAUACCAGCGAGUGUUAUUGGUCGUAUUAAGAGUGAAGCCGAACAAGCUGCUGCAACUAGUCCCAAAGGUGCUGAAGGAAAACAAAAUGAACCGGAAACUUACAAACUUAACAUUAUUAGCGGCACACCCUUACCGCCAUCGUUUGCGGAGAAAUUAGUCUUCGGUAAAUACUGUUGUGAUGAAAACGAAACGUUCUCUGAUUGCGCGGGUGAAGCGAGUGGUCUUACACUAAAUGCAGAAGCAAGUACAAGCGCUAAUGGUGACAAAAAGAUUGGUAUUCCCAGAAGCAAAUACACUCUUACAAAGCCAACUCAGUCUUCAAACGAACAACAAAUGUCAGAACGAGAUACUGUUGAUGACUUUUGCGAUGUUAUGCGAAAGCUGGCUUUAAGAGAUUUAGCUGAGGAUGCUGAUCGCUCUCUCUCCAGUGGACUCCACUUGAAGUAGCAACAACUGAAAUCAAAUCUUGUCGAAAACUGUCAACAAUUCAAAACUAAUGAAAGGUUAAACACUUCGCAAGUAAUCACUUUUCGCAUCAAUGAUAAUUAAAACAUGUAUUAAAAAAAAACAAAUACACAGUUUGGCCGUAAUAUUUUACAUAGUUCGUAAAAUUACUAUUGAAGUAUAAAUAAUUAAAUUAGUAUGUAAAUGUGGUUCCAGUUUUAUUUUAACGACUACAUAUAUCUUUUUCAAUCUUGAAUAAAAAGAAUC
This is a messenger RNA of Teleopsis dalmanni, 1161 nucleotides long. RefSeq lists its product as uncharacterized. NCBI's taxonomy places the organism in Eukaryota, Metazoa, Arthropoda, Insecta, Diptera, Diopsidae. The record is from RefSeq and is a predicted model, not a curated record. The coding region runs from base 160 to 897 and encodes 245 amino acids. The transcript has 2 exons.